UACUGCAAUGGACGCACAGAAUUGAGGAUUAAAGUUUAUUUCGGUUCUUGAUAUCUCCGGAUCCUGUGUGUACCGCUAAAAGAUAUUUGUGCCAGUGCGAAAAGAUGAGUGCAAAACAGCAAAGUGAGGAUACACCAGCCCAUACCAAAGCUAGCGAAAUGUCCACCGAGAAAAGGGAGCACCAUGCAGACGAAAAAUGCAAUGCCGGGUUGUCGUCGCAGGAGGAUGCUGCCAUCCACAUUUACGCUACCAUCGCAUUUAUUGUGAUUAUCAUUGUUAUUGGAGUCCCAAUGUGGUGGAAAACGACUGAAGUCUACAGGGUUUCAUUACCGUACACUGAAAUCGAAGCGUUAAACGACGUACCAAUAAAGGCCACAUUCCACCUUGGACUGUUUUGUUCUUCGUCAGAAAGGCGAGAAAUUCUUGCAUUUGAAUUGCGUAAAAAAUUUGAGCAAAACUUUGUUUUCGAAUUAGACCUUCAAUUAUUAUCCUUGGGUGAAGACACAACUGCUACUAUCAAAACACCCGCUAAACUAGAAACAGAACUUCUUAAACUGUUCCCAGCGUCGGUUGGACAGUUUCUGUUCAUCGAGUGGCCCAAGCUAGACGACGAUGUGCUCGUUACGUCUGAACGUACUGCAUUUAUAUCGGAAUCUGCUACAUCUCUCAAAAUUUAUCAUGUAUUAUCGUCCUGGAUUUUACAAGAGUACAAGCUUAAAGCGAUUCUCGGCUCGCGAGAUAUGCAGCAGACUACAAAAGGACGACAAUUACGCCUGAAUUCCGCACCCCUUCAACCACGAUAUGAGGUGCUCAUUACGGUGUUAAACCCUCGACCCGAUUUGCAGAAAGUCCACUGGAAUGCGCGUGCAGCAGCAGAGAAUUAUAUUGAACCAUUUUUGAACGAACUCUCCGGAAUCACCAAUUUUACCAUAAAAACCCAGUGGAUCUAUCAAGUAGGCCUUGAGGGGGUAGGCGCGCAAGCAAAACAGGUACCGGACGAUUCUAAGACCGGUCGUCAUUAUGCACUACCAGAGGAUAGUUUGCCACACAUUAUUACUUCCCUCGAAAAGAAACUUGGCACACAAAUCACGGACAAUCCCUGCAUUCACCUGGUCGUCUAUGUCCCACCAUGCGCCCAAGCUCCACUGAAGAUUUACCGGAAAGAUGGCCAGCGUGCAUCACUCAUGAGCGCAAAUGUGGAAGCUUUCACCUCAGCGAAAUGGGGUGGCAUAGUGUUUGCGAAUCCGGCAGAGACCACAUGCAUCCGUUACAUGGAAGAUGAGCAAUUUAGUGACGUGUAUGUUCACGCGCAGGAUGUAAUGCCUGUGUUGCUGUACCAAUUGAGGAAAAUAUUUGACCUCGAAAAUAAUGCCCCCUUGCUGGACACAACGCUUGUGCCGUACAACAGUAUUGAGCCCCGCACCUGGGAGGUGGAUACCUUCAUUCGGACCAACACCAUCUAUCUAGUGCAUUCUGCAACUUCAACGCUGCAAUCGUUAAUUCAACUUCUGGGCGGUAUCGAAUACAUAGUCAUCAACGAUGAAGUUGGUGCUGCCAUCCAAAACGCUUACCAUAAGGUUAUCGAGGCAAAGCAACAGUUAGCACAUGGCAACUUGCAGACGGCGGCGUUUAUAGCGCGCGAAGCCUACACUUCGGCCGAGAGGGCCUUUUUCGAUCCGAGUUUGUUGGCACUGCUUUACUUUCCAAAUGAGCAGAAGUAUGCGAUCUACAUUCCACUGUUCCUGCCCAUCAUGAUACCUGUCGUGUUUUCGUUCAACACCAUUUUAAAAUAUUUCCGCAAACGAAAACCAUCGAAACAGUCAAAGUCGAAGGAGGAAUAAAUAAACAGAAACCAAUUUUAAUUAUAAUAAAAUU
Messenger RNA from Anopheles coustani, 1875 nucleotides. Its product is annotated as prolyl 3-hydroxylase sudestada1-like. The transcript is spliced from 6 exons. Gene Ontology annotation, molecular function: L-ascorbic acid binding; peptidyl-proline dioxygenase activity; iron ion binding. Bases 105 to 1841 code for a protein of 578 amino acids. Gene Ontology annotation, cellular component: cytoplasm; GPI-anchor transamidase complex. The record is from RefSeq and is a predicted model, not a curated record. Gene Ontology annotation, biological process: peptidyl-proline hydroxylation; regulation of translational termination; attachment of GPI anchor to protein. Lineage: Eukaryota; Metazoa; Arthropoda; Insecta; Diptera; Culicidae.